This is a messenger RNA of Heteronotia binoei (common prickly gecko), 585 nucleotides long. RefSeq names its product zinc finger protein 24-like. The transcript has 2 exons. The record is from RefSeq and is a predicted model, not a curated record. The annotation marks the transcript as partial. Lineage: Eukaryota; Metazoa; Chordata; Lepidosauria; Squamata; Gekkonidae.
AUGUCCAUUGCCGACUUAAGACGCUUGAAGACUAUUCACCCGACUCCGCCAGUGACAACCGUGUUGCAAUUGCAGAUGGUUCUUAAGGCUUUUUUCAUAGCCCGGGUGAAUAAAGGCAUGUUUUCAAAGACAGAGGUGACCCAAGAGAAGGGGAAGGAGAUGGAAGAGCAGGACCCCGAAGGACCUGGAACUGGCAAAGGAGCAAGGAAAAGCCCCCAUCCCAUCCAACCUGGAAGUGAUAUUGAAUUCUGGAAAAGGGCUGGGCCUGAGAUCUUGGCUAAGGACACAGUGACUUCAGAUGGACAUUGCCAACGCUUCCGGCAGUUCCGCUACCAUGAGGCUGAUGGGCCCCGAGAGGUUUGCAGCCAACUCCAUGGACUUUGCAACCAGUGGCUGCAGCCAGAGAGACACACCAAGAAGCAGAUCCUGGACCUGGUGAUCCUGGAGCAGUUCCUGACUCUCCUGCCCCAGGAAAUCCAGUGCUGGGUCAGAGGAUGUGGGCCGGAGACCAGUUCCCAGGCGGUGGCCCUGGCCGAAGGUUUCCUCCUGAGUCAGGCAGAGGAGAAGAGGCAGGCAGAACAGGUA